Molecule: messenger RNA, 1217 nt
Organism: Diospyros lotus (date-plum)
Lineage: Eukaryota; Viridiplantae; Streptophyta; Magnoliopsida; Ericales; Ebenaceae
Product: cytochrome b-c1 complex subunit Rieske-4, mitochondrial-like
Exons: 2
Coding region: 117-941 (274 amino acids)
Biological process (GO): mitochondrial electron transport, ubiquinol to cytochrome c
Cellular component (GO): membrane
Molecular function (GO): quinol-cytochrome-c reductase activity; 2 iron, 2 sulfur cluster binding
Source: RefSeq, a predicted model, not a curated record
ACAACUCAUUGCAUUCCGUUCAUCCGUGGGGGUGUUGUCGUUCGUUUCCCUUUGGUGGAGAUUAGAACCGAAACCCUAAUCGGGCUGAUUACCGGGAACGGCAUAAGACGGAGAAGAUGUUGAGAUUCGCAGGAAGGAGGCUAUCUUCUCUUUCAUGGAGGCCAACCUAUGCACCAUCGUCCGCCUUCGUUUCUAGGAAUUCGAUCAACGGUUGUGAUUCACCUUCCGAUGGCUCCAGAUCCGUGAUCGCACCCCACGCUUUUUCUCUCAGCUCCUCGUUCCUGGAUCAAGUCAGAGGAUUUGCUUCUGAUUCAGUGGCUGCUCCCCAUGAAACGGGUAUAUUCUCCGACCUUCCAGCUACUGUGGCUGCUGUCAAGAAUCCCACCUCAAAUAUUGUGUAUGAUGAGUACAAUCAUGAGCGUUAUCCUCCUGGCGACCCCAGCAAACGUGCAUUUGCAUACUUCGUCUUGACUGGCGGCAGGUUUGUGUAUGCUUCAUUGAUUCGUCUCCUGAUACUCAAGUUUGUCUUGAGCAUGUCUGCCAGUAAAGAUGUUCUUGCACUUGCCUCUCUGGAGGUCGACUUGUCCAGCAUUGAGCCCGGUACAACCGUCACAGUCAAGUGGCGUGGUAAGCCAGUUUUCAUCAGGCGUAGAACCGAGGAUGACAUCAAGCUGGCUAACAGUGUCGAUGUCGCUUCCCUGAGAGACCCACAGGAGGAUGCCGCCAGAGUGAAAAACCCUGAAUGGCUUGUGGUUGUCGGGGUCUGUACCCAUCUAGGGUGCAUUCCAUUGCCGAAUGCUGGUGACUAUGGUGGUUGGUUUUGCCCGUGCCAUGGAUCGCACUACGACAUAUCGGGAAGGAUCCGCAAGGGACCGGCACCUUUCAAUCUGGAGGUGCCCACUUACACCUUCUUGGAGGAUAAUAAGUUGAUGGUUGGGUGAAAGUCGAGUCUUGAAGAAGGGGGUUGGGGGGGUAGGAUUUCUGCAAUUGCGGAAUCUGGUGUUUGGUUUUUGGAUAAUUUCUUGGGAAAACCUUAAAAAAGCCAAAAGGUUAUUCUCGGCAAAUUUGUUAAUUUUCUCAUUCUGACCUAUUUACUGAUGCUUCAGGUGAUCUGAACCUUGUAACUAGUCUUGGUUGAAGACGGGCAUACAUGUUUUUGAAUAAUUAUUCAAUUGACUUCUUGACUUUUCGUGUUUGGCGGUCUGAACGUUGCUUUG